UGAUGUUUUCUCCAUGAUAUCAAUCCCAGCUAACCAUCCCAACUAACCUGGCCGGCCAUGUCUGAUCUUCCAAGUAAUAUUGGAGCGUGGCAACGGUCCUAUGCCGAAAUCGAUAAUAAGGAUUUUGGAAGUGCGAACUUCGCGAGUGGGAGCAAAUUUAAAUUCGAAAACGCUAUUCUCCUGCGGGUCCUCUACAGCAAGGCCCUAGUGUGCCCCGAGUCUCUAAAGGAAUGGAUCAAUGAUAGGCAAAUGUUUCCAGCAGCGCGUCAGUCACAAGCCGAGGCAGCAGUUAUGGGUCAACACUAUGAGCCACUACUUCGAAUAGUAAAGAAGCCUUCCAAAAAUUGGACUCUAGACGAUUUCAUCAAUUCAGGAUCCUUCGGACCAUUUUUGUCACUUUUGGCACUCAUUGAACGGAAUAAUACAGACGAAGAAGAAGAAUCUGCAGUGAGAUAUGUCACCACUCCUGUUGUUGCACGAACUCGACUUCAACAACCGCGAAGAGACCCCUUCGUGAUACCAAUCAAGAAAUCAACUGGACAAUUAGACUUUGCUGGUACAUUGGCCGGUGAGAUGGACUUGGGUAUGCCCAGUACUACCGAAUCAGCUGAGCUACCAUUAUCCGCUGAAGAAUCUGUCUCAAGAUACGAAAGAGCUAGAAUAAAGGUGCAGGAUGAACAAACAGUCAAUCAGUGUCUUAUCAACUUGCUGUUGCCUAUCUCUUGGCCCCUUGGAAUAUCUGGCAAUGUCGACCCACAGCGAAAGGCUUACAUAUUUGUCCUACAGGACACCAAAGCCUACGAAGCUCGGGUUGAUGGUGUAAUUACACAUCCCAACAACAAAAACGAUAUCCUGGGUUUCUUGGAAGUCAAACGUGGUCACCGAACAAACGAAGUUCGCAUACAAGAGGUGGCUCAAAUGGUAGCAUUCAUGUAUUCGAAGAACAAAGAUCCACUUCGUAUAGAUGAUAAUGCUUCGGCUUUGCAACGGUACGUUAUCUUCGUUCGUUACUUGUUUAACUUGCUAAUAUACUCUAUAGCUCGUGGCUCAUAUCGAUGUGUGCCAACGAGCUAUUUAUCACAAUAGCAAGCUGUAAUCGACCAUGGAUGGAAUUCCUAGGAACAGGAGAAGGAUUGCAGGAAGGCAUGCCGGAAUUGAAGCCAGAAAAUUUUCUUCAUAUGAAAGAGUAUGGUCCAUACCUUUUAAGCAAUUAUCAUGGUUUGCUUGCAGCGUUGAAGCAUCUACACAUAUUACUCCACCCAAUUUCAUAACGUGUAUCCGAAAAAACAAUUUUCAUAUUCAAUGAAGAAUUAGCCAUUAUACAUAGCGAUACCUCAAAAUGACCGAUAAAUCUU
This is a messenger RNA of Sclerotinia trifoliorum, 1355 nucleotides long. The record is from the annotation of a GenBank genome assembly. Lineage: Eukaryota; Fungi; Ascomycota; Leotiomycetes; Helotiales; Sclerotiniaceae.